CUCCCACAUGCCAACACGACCGGCACGCGGGCACCCCAACCUCAUCGACAGGCUCAGAGACACAUGCUUACUGCACGGCCUCACCCACAGCGACCCCAGGGCCUGAGGACCCAUACACAAACACACCACCUCGCCCCGAUUCGCCAGGUUCCCUUGGAGACGUGGAGGCUACGGAAGAGGCUCAGGCCAUGGACGCCAGCCUCCCAGAGCGGGAGGCCGGAGCACCGGAGCCCGAGCCCGAGGCCGCGGGAGAGCCCGAGCCCCUGAGCCCUUCCAGUCCAGACGCUAAUCCCCCACCCCCACCAUCGCCACUGCCCCCCACGCCCGCAGGAGGCCCCCAGGAGAUGGAGGGGCAGAAGCCAGAGACACGGCUGGAGGAGUCCGGCGUCUCGUGGAGUGGGCCAGACGAGCUGGAGCUGCUGUUGCAGGACGGACAGCGGCGCGUGCGGGCUCAACGCAGCCUCACCGAGGGCCUGUCCUGGGGCCCGUUCCGCGGGAACGUCCAGAGCAGAGCCUCAUCCCCUGGGCAGGUGGAACCGGGCCCAGCCCUGACGCUGCUGCUGGAAGAUGAGUCCUGCUGGCUGAGGACGCUGCCACAGGCCCUGACCGAGGCCGAAGCCAACGCGGAGAUCUACAGGAAGGAUGAAGCCCUCUGGUGCAGACUCACCAAGCCGGUGCCCGCGGGCGGACUGCUGAGCGCGCUCCUCACGGCGGCCGAGCCCCGGAGCACCCCCAGCCACCCCAUGAAGAAGGAGCCAGCGGAGCCCGAGUGCCCGGCCCCCGCACAUGCCGACAUCCAGCUCCUGCCCCAGCAGGCCGGCAUGGCAUCCAUCCUGGCCACCGCGGUCAUCAACAAAGACGUCUUCCCCUGCAGAGACUGCGGCAUCUGGUACCGCAGCGAGCGGAACCUGCGAGCCCACCUGCGCUACUACUGUGCCGGCCGCCAGAGCACCGGCUCCGCGGCCACGGCCGCCGCCGACGAGAAGCCCAAGGAGACGUACCCCAACGAGCGCGUCUGCCCCUUCCCCCAGUGCCGCAAGAGCUGCCCCAGCGCCAGCUCCCUGGAGAUCCACAUGCGCAGCCACAGCGGAGAACGCCCCUUUGUAUGUCUGAUCUGCCUGUCGGCCUUUACCACCAAGGCCAACUGUGAGCGGCACCUCAAGGUGCACACAGACACGCUGAGCGGUGUCUGCCACAGCUGUGGCUUCAUCUCCACCACAAGGGACAUCCUGUACAGCCACCUGGUGACCAGCCACAUGGUCUGCCAGCCAGGCUCCAAGGCUGAGAUCUACUCCCCAGGGGCCAGCCACCCCACUGCCAAGCUCCCCCCAGUCCAGCUCUCCCCUUCCCACCCUACCCCUCCCUCAGGUCUGGCCCAGGCAGGUCCUGCACCAGCCCUGAAGUGUGGCCCCUGGGGUCUCCCUGCAGACAGUCUAGCCAGCUUCCAGCAGCACACCGCCCUGCACGGCCCUCUGGCUUCUGCCGACCUGGGCCUGGCGCCCACCCCAUCGCCAGGACUGGACAGGAAAGCCCUGGCCGAGGCCACCAAUGGAGAGGCCAAACCCGCCCCCCAGAACGGGGGCAGCAGCGAGCCCCCGGCGGCGCCCCGGCCCAUCAAGACGGAGGCCGCAACUGAGGAGUCCGAGGCAGAGCCAGGGCCCCUGACCGCAUCCCGGACACCCUCACCGUGCAGCCCCGCUCCCGCCAGGGUGAAGGCCGAGCUGUCCAGCCCCACGCCCGCCUCCAGCCCUGGCCCCGGUGAGCUGGGGCUGGCGGCCGGGGCGCUCUUCCUGCCACAGUUCCCCGCGGCGCCCCCGGCCUCAGAGAUCCUGGCCAAAAUGUCCGAGCUGGUGCACAGCCGGCUGCAGGCGGGCGCUGGGGCCCAGGCUGGCCUCUUCGCGGGGGCCCCCAAGGGCGCCACGUGCUUCGAGUGCGACAUCACCUUCAACAACGUCAACAACUUCUAUGUACACAAACGCCUCUACUGCUCUGGCCGCCGCCCGCCCGACGACGCACCCCCAGCGCGCAGGGCUAAGGUACCCCCGGCCCCCAACCGCGCGCCCCCCGGCCCACCGCCCCCCGAGGCCCGACGC
Messenger RNA from Ailuropoda melanoleuca (giant panda), 2093 nucleotides. It is a transcript of the gene ZFPM1, whose product is annotated as zinc finger protein, FOG family member 1. The transcript has 10 exons. Gene Ontology annotation, cellular component: nucleus. The annotation marks the transcript as partial. Gene Ontology annotation, biological process: megakaryocyte differentiation; negative regulation of transcription by RNA polymerase II; erythrocyte differentiation. Lineage: Eukaryota; Metazoa; Chordata; Mammalia; Carnivora; Ursidae. The record is from RefSeq and is a predicted model, not a curated record. Gene Ontology annotation, molecular function: RNA polymerase II-specific DNA-binding transcription factor binding.